Molecule: messenger RNA, 1015 nt
Organism: Ilyonectria robusta
Lineage: Eukaryota; Fungi; Ascomycota; Sordariomycetes; Hypocreales; Nectriaceae
Exons: 1
Coding region: 109-972 (287 amino acids)
Source: RefSeq, a predicted model, not a curated record
AAAAAAGGAUCGACAAAGUUCCAGCCCUGUACGGAAUUUCGUAUUGUUGCUGCUGAUAAACCACUGCACCCCUCCCAAACCCCUCAUGCUUUGCCCUUCGUCUUUGCCAUGUACCAUUUACCCCAUUUCCACCUCAAGCCCAUGUCUGUAGGUACCCAUACGGCCAUGCCCAUUGCCAAUCUGCCCAGAACCCUGUCAUGCCCUGUCGUGCCCUGUACUUCCCUUUCCGGGUCUCUCAGGACCCUGUCCGGCCCCGUCGCCCUCUGCCCUGCGCCCCCGAGCACCUGCAUCAGCCCAUUCCCCAUGGGCUUGUCCCGCCUAGUUCGGGGGUUGCUGUCCCAUGGCCACAGAGCAGAAACGCAGUGGCAUGGUCCCACGGGGUCAUUCGUGACGCUCAUUCGUUUUCCUGCCUGGUCCUGCCCGCCAGACCUAUUUUUUUUUCCAGAACGGGAAUGGAACGACUUCCACCCUGGCGGCCCGGCAAAACACCAGGUUUUGCUUCUCUUGCGAUGUCGGCUAUCGACGCGGCGCCAGCCACCGCACAUGGCCUCCUGGCCUGGCCCAAUUCCCAAACCGUACCACUGUGGGCGACCGGUGAGCGGUCAGCAGCGCAAGUCCCCUUUUCCGGAGGGCCCCUGGUGCAUUGGUGGUCCCUUUGUGGUUUCUGCGCUUUUACCAUCUGCCAAGGGAAGUAGUGCAAGUGGGGAGGACGCACUGGAUAUGCGUAGGAGAGCAAGAGGAUAUACGGAUACAUGCCGGGUGGAUCACGGCUUGGGUACACAAAGAGUCCCUUUGCCAACUGUUGCUACGAUGCCCUCACUUAGUGGAUACUGCAAUGCUCUCAUGCAGUGGAUGACAGAAGAGCCCAUACAUUGCACAUGGCGACAUGGCCCUUAUCCCUGGACCCGAAGCGCACCUCGGCAUUUCGGCGUCUGUGGAAUCACCUUCCAGCACCAAUCAACAUAUUUGUAACAAAUCUCACGCUGCUUUAUUCGUCGUUGCUGGCUUUUUCCUA